Pistacia vera is the source of this 1785-nucleotide messenger RNA. Its product is annotated as UDP-glucuronate 4-epimerase 6. Bases 99 to 1463 code for a protein of 454 amino acids. The record is from RefSeq and is a predicted model, not a curated record. Lineage: Eukaryota; Viridiplantae; Streptophyta; Magnoliopsida; Sapindales; Anacardiaceae. The transcript has a single exon.
CCAGCCUCUUUGGUCCACCACUACACUUCUCUUCUUCUAUUUGCCCUUUAUAAUCUUUGAUCCAUUUCAUUCAAUCAUUCUUCUCAAUUUCAUCAUCAAUGGCGUCUCCCCCCGACACCAGCAAAACCGUUAAGCUCGAACGCUACAACAGUUACGUUCGUCGACUUCACUUGACCAAGCUCUUGCAUUCCUCUUCUAAACUCUUCUUUCGAGCCACCAUUCUUAUUGCACUCGUUCUUAUUUUCUUCCUCACUUUAAAUCAUCCCCCGCUUUUCGAUAAUUCUCCUCCUCACCACCACCGUCACGCUCUUCUCUCCACUUCUUUAUUCUCCUCCAUCGGCGGCGGCGCCUCCUGGGAGAAGCAGCUCCGCCACUCUGCCACUCCCCGCCGCUCCAAUGGCUUCACUGUGUUGGUAACAGGAGCUUCCGGGUUCGUUGGAUCCCAUUGCUCUCUCGCGUUGAAGAAGCGCGGCGAUGGCGUUCUUGGAUUGGAUAACUUCAACGAUUAUUAUGAUCCGACGCUUAAAAGAGACCGGCAAAAGUUUCUUCAAAAGCAUCAGAUUUUCAUUGUAGAAGGAGACUUGAACGAUACGCCGUUGUUGAAUAAGCUUUUCGACGUUGUACCUUUCACUCACGUACUACACCUCGCAGCUCAAGCUGGAGUGCGUUAUGCCAUGAAGAACCCGCAGUCUUACGUGGCGUCCAACGUGGCCGGAUUCAUCAACCUUCUAGAAGUAUGCAAAUCCGCCAAUCCUCAGCCGUCGAUUGUGUGGGCUUCAUCAAGCUCAGUGUACGGCCUCAACACUGAAGUUCCAUUUUCUGAAUCUGAUAGAACCGACCAGCCCGCAAGUCUCUACGCAGCAACCAAGAAGGCGGGAGAAGAAAUUGCCCACACUUAUAACCAUAUUUACGGUCUUGCCCUUACCGGGUUAAGAUUCUUUACGGUAUACGGGCCAUGGGGAAGACCCGACAUGGCGUAUUUCUUCUUCACAAAAGACAUACUACAAGGCAAAGCAAUUGACGUGUAUAAAACCCAGGAUGACAAAGAGGUGGCGCGUGACUUCACGUACAUUGACGAUGUCGUGAAAGGGUGUCUCGGCGCACUUGACACGGCGGAGAAGAGUACCGGGAGUGGUGGGAAAAAGAAAGGGCCGGCGCAGCUGAGAGUGUACAAUCUGGGAAACACGUCGCCGGUUCCGGUGGGGAGAUUGGUUUCGAUUUUGGAGAAUUUAUUAAACACAAAAGCGAAGAAGCAUGUGAUCAGAAUGCCGAGAAAUGGCGAUGUGCCAUACACGCAUGCAAAUGUGAGCUUGGCGUAUAAGGAUUUCGGGUACAAGCCGGCCACGGAUCUGGCCUCAGGAUUGAGGAAAUUCGUAAAGUGGUAUGUUAGUUAUUACGGGAUUCAACCGAGGGUAAAAAAAGAAACCAGGUUCAAUAACGCGCAUUCCGAGGAGUCCAGUUGAAGUCAUUAAACUUGGUGGUAUCUUCUGAUCUUCAUCAGCAAAGUUUUUUUUUUUUUAAAUUAAAUUAUUUAUGUUGAAUUAAAUUUUGUGUUGAUGGAAUUAUUGCUGUGGUCCUUUUGUUGAAGAUGUAGCAUAAUAGAGACAUAGAUUUGAUAUAGAAGAAGACAAAAUAUAAGAGAAAUGAAGGUGUAGAUGUUAUGUAAUAAUAUGGCUGGGGCCUGCUAGAAUGGGUGCAGGUCUUAGCCGUUUGAUUCAUAUAAUUAAUUAGAAAAUAUAUAUAUUUUGUAAUGAACAGCCAUGAUGACAUGAGUGGAUCAAUCAA